This is a messenger RNA of Gongylonema pulchrum, 126 nucleotides long. The record is from the annotation of a GenBank genome assembly. NCBI's taxonomy places the organism in Eukaryota, Metazoa, Nematoda, Chromadorea, Rhabditida, Gongylonematidae.
GAUGAAGGUGAAAAGCAGUUACGGCGCAAGCUGAAGCAUUGGCUGCGCCAGCACCUGGAUUCACAACAGGAAGACAGCACGCAGGGCGAUGAUAACGAUGAGGAAGAAGACACCGAAGCGGGAUAA